AUGGCAAUGACGGACAUAGAGUGGGGGAGCUCAAAUCGAGCCGAGUCUGGGUCCCCAUUCUCUGACAUAAUUGAACUGAAUGUUGGGGGACAGGUGUAUGUGACACGGCACAUAACUUUGGUCGCCGUUCCAGACUCGCUCCUCUGGACCAUGUUCAGCAAGAAGGCUCCAAAGGACCUGGCGCGAGACGGCAAAGGGCGCUACUUCUUGGACAGGGACGGUUUCUUGUUCCGUUAUAUUUUAGACUACCUGCGGGACCUCAACCUGGUGCUGCCUGAUUAUUUCCCCGAGAAAAGCCGGCUGCAGAGGGAGGCUGAGUUUUUCCAGCUGCGGGACCUGUCCAAGCGCCUGAGCCCCAGUAUGAGCAAAGAGAACUCCAUCAACGAGGAGAUUUGCCAGAGCGACACCGAGGAGGGUGCGCUUCAGUGCGGCACCGGGUCCUCCGGCGUUGGCAUGGAAACUUUGCGCAUGAUGACUGCAAUGAGCAGCGCUCGCUCCCAGUCUCUGGAGUCCAGAAAGUCGGGCUACAUCACAAUUGGAUACCGGGGAUCGUACACUAUAGGGAGAGAUAUCCAAACCGACGCCAAGUUCAGGAGAGUGGCGCGCAUCACGGUAUGCGGGAAAACUUCCCUUGCCAAAGAAGUGUUCGGGGACACUUUGAAUGAGAGCAGGGACCCCGACCGGCCACCGGAGAGGUAUACGUCCCGUUACUACCUGAAAUUCAAUUUCCUUGAGCAGGCGUUUGACAAGCUGACCGAGGUUGGCUUUCACAUGGUAGCUUGUAGCUCCACGGGCACAUGCGCCUACACCAGCAAUGACCCAAACGAGGAUAAAAUCUGGACGAGUUAUAACGAGUAUGUGUUCUGUCGGGACUAA
Oncorhynchus masou masou (cherry salmon) is the source of this 876-nucleotide messenger RNA. RefSeq names its product potassium channel tetramerisation domain containing 12.1 (gene kctd12.1). Bases 1 to 876 code for a protein of 291 amino acids. Gene Ontology annotation, biological process: regulation of G protein-coupled receptor signaling pathway; protein homooligomerization. The record is from RefSeq and is a predicted model, not a curated record. Gene Ontology annotation, molecular function: protein binding. The transcript has a single exon. Lineage: Eukaryota; Metazoa; Chordata; Actinopteri; Salmoniformes; Salmonidae. Gene Ontology annotation, cellular component: postsynaptic membrane; signaling receptor complex; presynaptic membrane.